Molecule: messenger RNA, 1448 nt
Organism: Thecamonas trahens ATCC 50062
Lineage: Eukaryota; Apusomonadida; Apusomonadidae
Exons: 3
Coding region: 20-1432 (470 amino acids)
Source: RefSeq, a predicted model, not a curated record
ACUCAACUACGACGUAACCAUGGCAGCUACGGUGGCGUCUUUGACGGAUAUCAUGCAUGACCUGUGGGUCGGUUGCGAGACGGUGGAGCAUGGCAUCCCGUACUUUCCGCUGUUUGUCGGCAACAUUGCCAUCAUGCUUGGUGCCUUUGUCAUUCCUUGGGUCAUGGUCCACACGGGCGGCCUUGUCCGAUUCUCGGCCUAUGCAUGGCUCGCGUGGGGUGCAUACGCGGCGGUGGAGUUCUACGCCGGGCUGCUUGUUGGGCGGUACGCGACGUGUGAUGGAUGCUCGCCGCUGGAGGAUGCGCUCGAGUCGCCGGCGUCGACAGCGUGGUUCUCGGACUGGAUUCUGCUGUGGCCGAUGUGUGCGGUGUACUGCUACGUGACGGCGCACCGGUGGGGCUUUGGCAGCGAGGCGUGGAAGUACACUGCGCUUGCGGUGGUGGCGGGUCCGCAGGUGGGCGUGCCGUACGUGUGCGUGCGGAUUCUGGACGUUGCCGAGAAGGGCGGCGAUGUGGACCGGAGCAAGUACCGGUGGGCCGAGUACCUCUGGGUUGCGCUCUCUGCGCUCGAGUGCGUGGUGUGGCUCCCGCAGUUCCUUGCGUUCUUCAUGCAGCCGGAGAACUGCUGGACGUGGCCGCUUGCCGAGGCGAUGUGGGGCAACCCGAUGAAUACGUUUGUGGCGCAGUCUGUGUCGAUCACGGGCUGGUUUGCGGACGCGUGGAUUCUCUCUGUGGUCCCGCACAAGAGCCAUCACAUGUGGUACCUGGCGUUUGCGCUGCUCGCCUUCCACAACCUUGUGCUGACGCUCGCGGUGCUGUGGGUCAUUCCGGCGUGGAUGGAGCAGCCAACCGGCAAGUGGAUCCGUGGCAUGCUUGCGCGGCCCAAGUUUGACCUCGCGCCGGUGAUGGGCGCGGCGACGGCGGGAUACAUUGUGGCGCUUGUUGUGGGUGCCUUCUACGUGGCGCUGGACGUCUCCAAGGGCUUCGCGGUCGCACUCCUCGCCAUCUACGGCACCAUGGCGCUGAUGUCGCCGUUUGGCCGGCCGUCGGUCUGGCACGAGUUUGGCUCGUGGAUGAUUGCGUCCAAGGUCCACACGGUGGCGUUCCUCGCCUCGACGGCGACGGUCCUCGUGGGCACGCUGGCGCAGACCGAGCUUGCGCCGUCGGACCUCGCGCUGACCUUCCACUGGCUCUCGAGCUUCCCGCUCAUCUCGACCCUCGGUGGGCUGGCUAUUUACGUCCUCGCUGCCACCGAGCUCUGGCGCAUCCUCUCGUACACCUCUCAGCAGACAUCCGAGGACGCGGUGGCGUACUUUUUCAAGGCCGCCUUUGCUGCCCCGUUCCUCUUCCUCACCUCGCCGGGCUUCUUCCCGCUCCCGGGACUUGACGCGCUCCGGCGGAUCCUGCUCGCCUCGCGUCGGUCGAACCAUUAAACAGUGCUGUGGCUUU